AUGUUCGAGAAAAUUCUCCUCGGAAUCGCUAUCUUGCAGAUGGCGCGGGCAUCCACGUGUCAAGCACAAAGCGGCGGCGAUCCUGGAACUUGUGAGAAAUGUGAUGCUCUUAUUGGCCAAACGAAGUAUUGUUCUAAGUGCAACGGAGCAAACUACGCCCCCGUGAACGGUGCUUGUGAGGACGUGGAGACGCAGGAGGAUAAAAAAGCUCUUUGCAAAGCACACGCCAGCGGGGCUUGUACAACGUGCGGAGGCGCCUCCUUCAUGUACAAGGACGGCUGUUAUUCAAAGGACACUGAACCAGGACAGAGCAUGUGCACGCAAGCCUCUGAGGGAAAAUGCACCGAGGCGGCCCCGGGGUACUUUGCUCCGGUGGGAGCGGCGAACACUGAACAAUCUGUGGUCGCAUGUGGCGAUACAACUGGAGUAACAAUAGCAGCUGGCGGAAACACAUACAAGGGCAUUGCUGACUGCGCAGAGUGCGGCGCCCCUGACGCAACAGCCGGCGCUGAGGCCGGCAAGGUUGCAACGUGUACCAAGUGUGGAGUCAGUAAGUAUCUCAAGGAUAAUACGUGCGUAGAUAAAGCCCAGUGCGAUUCUGGUAACACCAACAAGCUCGUUGCCGUUGACGAUCCUGAGAAUGGCAACAAAUGUGUUUCUUGCAGCGAUAACCUCAAUGGUGGCGUUGCCAAUUGCGACACCUGUAGCUACGAUGAGCAAUCUAAGAAGAUCAAGUGUACAAAAUGCACCGAUAACAACUACCUGAAAACCACAAGCGAAGGCACGUCGUGCGUACAAAAAGACCAAUGCAAAGACGGCUUCUUCCCCAAGGAUGACAGCAGUGCAGGAAAUAAAUGCCUCCCUUGUAAUGACAGCACCGACGGAAUUGCCAAUUGCGCCACGUGUGCUCUGGUUAGUGGCCGAUCAGGGGCUGCCCUCGUUACGUGCUCCGCCUGCAUAGACGGUAAGAGACCCAACAAGGAAGGCGCAGCAUGCUUUGAAUGUAACAUGGAAGGCUGUGUUUAUUGUAGCGGUGCUAAUAAGUGCGAGGAGUGCAGCGAUGGGUUCAAAUUAGAGGGUGACAAGUGCGUGUCUUCUGGCAGUGCGGGAGUCAAUAAGAGUGGGCUCAGCACAGGGGCCAUCGCGGGGAUCUCCGUGGCUGUGAUCGCUGUCGUGGCUGGCCUUGUGGGCUUCCUCUGCUGGUGGUUUGUGUGUAGAGGAAAGGCGUGA
Molecule: messenger RNA, 1230 nt
Organism: Giardia duodenalis
Lineage: Eukaryota; Fornicata; Diplomonadida; Hexamitidae
Product: VSP
Exons: 1
Coding region: 1-1230 (409 amino acids)
Source: RefSeq, a predicted model, not a curated record